This is a messenger RNA of Aegilops tauschii subsp. strangulata, 621 nucleotides long. The record is from RefSeq and is a predicted model, not a curated record. Lineage: Eukaryota; Viridiplantae; Streptophyta; Magnoliopsida; Poales; Poaceae.
AUGGCCCUCCUCCAAUGGAAAGCUACACUUGCAAGCCCACCGGUGCAGAUGAGCUCUUGGCAGGAAAACAACACCCCCUGCAACUGGACGGGCAUCGUGUGCACAGCUGUUCGCCAUGGCCGCCGCAUGCCCAGGGUAGUUACCGACAUCUCCCUGCCGGAUGCUGGCAUCAGGGGCCAGCUUGGUGAGCUCAACUUCUCAGCUCUUCCAUUCCUCACAUAUAUUGACCUCACCAACAACAGUCUCCAUGGUGCACUACCCGCUAGUAUCAGCUGCCUGUCAUCACUUUUGGAACUCUACCUUCCCUACAACCAGCUCACAUGGAAAAUUCCCGAUGAGAUUGGUGGCCUGCAAAGUCUGAGGGUGCUUGAGCUCUCAUUUAACAGACUCACAGGACAUAUUCCUGCGUCUCUGGGCAACCUAACAAUGUUAACUGAUCUCGCCAUUCACCAAACCAUGGUAUCAGGUCCCAUUCCUGAGGAGAUUGGAAGGCUUGUCAACCUGCAAAUUCUACAGCUAAGCAAUAGCAUCUUAAGCAGCAUAAUACCAAAAACCCUUGGAAAUCUGAGCCGGCUAAAUACUUUGUACCUGUAUGAAUCAAAUUUCGGGCUCAAUACCUAG